This is a messenger RNA of Aplysia californica (California sea hare), 2481 nucleotides long. RefSeq names its product FGGY carbohydrate kinase domain-containing protein. Gene Ontology annotation, molecular function: phosphotransferase activity, alcohol group as acceptor; kinase activity. Lineage: Eukaryota; Metazoa; Mollusca; Gastropoda; Aplysiida; Aplysiidae. Gene Ontology annotation, biological process: carbohydrate metabolic process. The transcript is spliced from 16 exons. Bases 131 to 1783 code for a protein of 550 amino acids. The record is from RefSeq and is a predicted model, not a curated record.
AUAAUUUGACAAAGAAGAAGAAAGUAAAAGUAGAAAGUAAGUCAGCCGACCGAGGCCAAGGGCCAGAGGAAUUAAGAAGUAGCGGAGGUUCAAGUUCAAGGGUCGAGAGAGUUUUAUAGGGUCUGACAGUAUGCCUAAGUCAAGGUUUUAUGUUGGAGUAGAUGUGGGAACGUCAAGCGUCAGGGCUGCAGUGGUUGAUGACCAGGGAACUGUUCUUGGUAGCAGCGUCAAAGCCAUCAGAAUCUGGAAUGAUCAGCCAGACUUUUAUGAACAGUCAUCAGAAAAUAUAUGGAGUUGCAUCAUUUCUGCUGUUCGAGACGUCAUGAAAGAGUGCAAAGUUGACCAAGCAAAUAUCAAAGGAAUUGGUUUUGAUGCAACAUGCUCCAUGGUUGUCCUUGAUGCAAAUUUUCAACCCCUUUCAGUUUCUCCCAAUGGGGAAAGACAGCAGAACAUCAUCAUGUGGAUGGAUCAUCGAGCUAAGAAGGAAGCAGAGUUCAUCAACUCUACCAAACAUCCUGUGCUAGAUUCCGUUGGUGGAGUUAUGUCACUGGAAAUGCAGACCCCUAAAUUAAUGUGGAUUAAAAAGCAUCUUGCUCAGACAUGGGCUGAAGCUGCUCACUUUUUUGAUUUGCCUGACUUCCUUACUUGGAGAGCUACAAAUAGCUUGAGUAGGUCUUUGUGUUCCUUGGUGUGCAAGUGGAGCUAUCAGGCCGACAACACAGGGAGAACGUCCUGGGAUGAUGACUUCUUAGGAAAACUUGGUCUAGAGGAGCUGAAAGAGAAUUGUUACAGCAAACUGGGGCAAGUUGUCUUAGCAGCAGGCUGUCCAUGUGGCCAGGGCCUCUCUCAGACUGCAGCUGAUGAACUCGGCCUCAGAGUGGGCAUACCAGUUGGGACAUCACUCAUUGAUGCUCAUGCCGGAGCUCUCGCAUGUGUCAGUUGCUCUUCAAGCAAAAGUCAACUUCCGGACUUGGACCAGCGUUUGGUUGUGAUUGCUGGAACUUCUACAUGUCACAUUAUUUGCAGCUCCUGCCGUGUGUCUGUGCCAGGAGUCUGGGGCCCGUACUUCUCGGCCAUGGUGCCUGGUAUGUGGGUCAACGAAGGAGGGCAGAGUGCCACCGGCAAGCUUAUUGACUUUGUAGUUGAAGGCCAUCCUGCUUAUAACACGGUCAGAUCAAAAGCUGAACAAAAAGGCAUGCACGUGUCCGACUAUCUGAAUGACCUGCUUGCUCAACUGGUUGUCAAACGGGGCUGUCCUAGCAUUGCUCAACUGACCCAAGAUAUCCAUAUGUGGCCGGAUUUUCAUGGGAAUCGCUCACCUGUGGCUGAUCCUAAGCUCAGGGGAAUGAUGAGUGGUCUGAGUCUGUCGGCCAACGAUGAGGAUCUGGCUCUGCUGUACCUGGCAACUGUGCAAGCGUUGGCAUACGGUACUCGUCAUAUCAUCUCAGAGAUGGAGAGGAGUGGCCACACAGUGUCCGUGGUGUACAUGUGUGGAGGACUGAGGAAGAACAAGCUGUAUGUGCAAACUCAUACGGAUAUCUUAGGUGUUCCUGUUGUCCUUCCAGACAGCGAGGAAUCCGUGUUACUCGGUGCUGCUAUGCUGGGGGCAUGUGCCUCCGGAGAUUUCCCCAAUAUACAGGCAGUCAUGGCAGCAAUGGGAGGCUGUGGAGAAGUGAUUGAUCCUGAUACUUCAGUCUCUGGAUAUCACAAAAGGAAGUAUGAAGUUUUUCUGGAAAUGCUGAAGGAUCAGAAUAAAUAUUCUGACAUCAUGGCCAGUUCAUAACUAAUGAACUACCUGUAUCAAGGGUAUUGCAUUUCUUCAGAAGACUUGAGCUGUCAAUCUUAAACGCAUUAUUAUCAACCAUUGUUGCUAUUAUUACCUAUAUAUAUCUACGGGAUACAACAUUGUCUUUUUGCAUCAACAAACUGCAUGCAGAGUGUAGUGUGAACUCGUCAAAUCUAAAAUGGGCCAUCUCCGUUCUUUUUUCUAUCUAGGGUUAGCCCAAUUGUCCUUACGACCAUAUUCAAUAGUUUUUGUCGAUCGGGAAGAAAUAUUGUACCAUAAUUUCAAAGUGCAAGCGUUGGUGUGAACAAUUCACUGGCCCUUGUCGUUAGAAGAAUGAUUCUCUCGUCCAAGUGUUUGGUGUGAACACGAGGUAAGCUGGCGGUGAGGGAAUUAAUGUAGGCUACCAAGAACUCGGCAAGUUUUGAUGGUAUACACCUUUUUGUGCUGAAUUACAUUUACAUACGUGUUCUUGUUUGUAAUGCAAAAAAUACUUACAAUUACAAGUAUGAGAAAUAAAAUGUUGAUGUGCAUGUACUGAGACUAAGAUGCAUAUAUUAUGCAGAAAUUGAUUUAUAUGUAAGCCAGACCAAUCUACCGCAACUAUUUUAAUUUAUGACAAGGUUUUUGUUCUGAUGUAAAUAUUCGGACAAGCAAUUGAAUAAAUGUACUACUGUUUAUCAGUAUGAUAAAUUAAA